This is a messenger RNA of Xyrichtys novacula (pearly razorfish), 36919 nucleotides long. NCBI's taxonomy places the organism in Eukaryota, Metazoa, Chordata, Actinopteri, Labriformes, Labridae. The record is from the annotation of a GenBank genome assembly.
GUUGAGAUGGGAGGAGAUGUCUCGACAAAGAAGUUCGGAUCCUGAGAAUUGCGUAUGUGUGAAGUUGAUUUCGCCAGGAAGAAGAAGAAAAAAAGAAGGUCGCAGCUCAUCCCUCGCAGAGCGCAUGUCUGUGCCAUCUGGGACUGACCUCGCACCCUCCCGCUCCGUGUCACAACUUGUUAAAAUUUCUACCGCUGGAGAUAAGCAGUCUCCAAAGAAUCGGUAUUUUAAAACACUCUACCCCUUUUUUUGACCGCUUGAACAAAUAGGGGCCGAUUCUUAAGCCCCCUCCCUUGCUUUUGAUAUCCACAGUCAAGCCAACAGCUUACAAACCAGACCAACAGCGGCUGAAGGAAAUCUUUUCCAUAAGGUUCUGUUUAUUUGUGCGUAAAUUUGGCAAACAGUGUUGAGACCGACUAUCUCAUGGGCUGAUCGUUUGUGGAGCAGCUGCGCCCUUGUCUGAGUGUCCAAACCUUCUUAGAGCUGUGGAGGUUCAUCUGCAGUCAGAGCAGCGGCAGUUGUUUUAAUUUGUUGCAAGUCUAAUUGAGGAUUUUACGUAACCUGCGCAAGUAACAGGUAGAAUUUACACUUGAAAGCGCGUAAUCACUUAGGGUAGCGUUUUACCAGACUAGAAAACGUCGAGUUUUCCAUCAAAUUUUCCUUGAAUUACACCUAACAAAGUGAAACGCCUGUGUUCUUGCUGGAAGGUGGGCGUUAGUUGCUUUUGCGAAGGAAAUGUGACUUUUUUUCUGAGCGCGAUCAGACCGGCAGGUAUCCAGCGGCGCGUCGUCUGGGUGAGGGGGGCUCGUUUCAGCACCACGGACAGGUCCUGGCACGCUGUGCAAACUUCAGGGAAACGACCACUCGCCUCUUUGCUUCAUUCAUUCAUUCAUUCAUUCAGCCACAGCUCCACCGUAGUUCACAGCCUCGCUGGCGCCUUUACGCUAAAAAAAGUGUAAGAGUGUUGCUGAGGAUAUGUGUUGCCUCCAUACAUCGCACGGCAGCGUUGCAAAUUGAGGAUCCCCGCACAGGUAAGAGAUGCUGUGUGUUUUUGUCUGAACUGAUGUGAGCUUUGUGCGGCUGAAGGUACAUUUAAGAGAAGUUCUGUGAUGGUGAUGAUAUAGUUGUGGUCGUCUCUAUAAUGAUUUCGACUGAAGAGUUGUGUCCCAUUACUAUGAUUUCCGACUAAAUGAAGGGAAAGAUCAGUGCGUAAUUUCCAAUGAUCUUGCGAUAAUCGGUCUGUUUCUGCUUUAAUCGGCUGUAGAAUCGUUUGUCAAAUGUUGAGCAUCUUUUCUUUCUUUUAUCUCCACAUCUGUGGCCACAGCCUCAUCUUCACAUGUGCGAGGCUGCUGACAAACUACCUAAGAGGCGCUGCAGAAGCUCCAUAACAAUCGCCAUGUCUCCAAUCACCCUUAUUUGGAUUAUGCCUUUGUGUGAUUGUGAAAAAUAGAAGUGAGGGGGGAAAGCCAAAAAGUCUAUUUAAAAGUAGUCAAAAAUAAAUGUGUCGUUCAUGAGUAAAAAGGUGUGGAGAAGGAGAAGAAUCCUCUCUUUUGGUUUCUAAUCUUGGGCUAAUUCCUUAACAGGUUGUUCUUCCCAGAGGAGAGUUGUCUAUUAUAAUUAUUAUGUUCCCCUCUUAACAUACUAUAAUACUCCAAUGUGGUCUCAUCAGUGCAGAUAAACAUCAUACUGAAUAAACUGUGAUAUAAUGCUUGUGUGGGUAAGGUGAAAGGAUUGCCAACUGCUUAAAUAGACAAGAGUUUAAAAUACAUUUUUAAACACAGGAGGAAUAUAAAUGAGUACCUCAGGGUGUAAAUAUUUAGAGGCGGCGUGGUUAAUAGUGGACAAAGUCAUUAUGAAGGAAGCAAAAUGUACUGUAGAUGCUUCCUGCAGUCCCAGGGGCUUCUGUGCUGCAUGUUCAGCAGAUAAAACACAAAAGGAAACCCCUUCAGCCUGCUGAAGACUCCCUUCACUGAACACACAGAUUCAAAGCACAGGAGUGGUAGAUGACAUUGUACCUGACCGUCAUGCAUGUUUUUUAAAGUAAAGAUCAGCAUAUUUGGAAAUCUUCUUGCUGUAAAGAUGAGAUUCAGAAAUAAUCAGGGGUUGUAGCUAAGGAUGAGGAUUACUGUAAAUUAUUCAGCUCAUGGCUGACUGAGGAGACCACCCUCGAUCAUCAGCAUCUGAAUCCGGAAGCCAAAAGUAUCAGGAGGAGGUGAAGCUGUCUGACCUGUGCUCUACCUCCUCCCUCAGUCCUGACAGCAGUCUGCCUCCCCAGUUACUUUUGAGUUGAUGCAACAAGGACUCAAUGCAACAGAGAUUCCUGUUAAUUACUAUCAAGAUGAGAGUGUCGGCAAGAAUAGUUCUAAAAGACAACUUAACUGCAUGACUCAAUCUCAUUGAUACAGACAUUUCUGCAUUUCUGCACGCUUGUUAAAAACUGAAAAGAGUCCAAAUUUUCUGCUGAUAUUGGUGGUCUACACAGCUCCUGUCCACCACUCACAUGCAAACUGGGAUACAGUAGUUUUCCUCUUUGCUCUACUUUCAGACUGUAGUUUUAAGUAAGAGACAUCUGCCUUGUUACUUUAUCCUCCGUAUGAUGGAGCCUCUUUGUAUUAGCCACCAGCUCUUAGUGAUUAAAUACCUGAAGGAUGAAUCACUCUGCUCCUAUCAAAAAGGGACAGCUUAAUAGCUUACUCUGCCUUAUGGUCAUGCACACACAUAAUCACACAUGUGCAGGUGAGGUCUGUAAGCACCUUCUGCAUAAAGCCUGGUCUGUGCUUCUAGUGCCAGUAACAUCUGUCACAUGGAAUAUGUACUGUGCCACUGCAUUAAAGUAAAAAAAAAAAAAAAAAGUAGGGUUUUUGUUUUAUGCUGUUUUGUAUUCAGUGAGCUGAUAGUACACCUGCACUGGUGUUAAAAGAACACAGUUCUCAGCACAAUUUUUUGUGGCAGAGACACAAAAAGAAAAAGGUUAGAAAUGACAGGAAACAUACUUCCUUCAGAUGGCCACAAUAAAUAGAAAAUUAGUUUGCAGAAAAUGCUGUAGGUGUUUUUCCAAUGAAUUUAGUGUUAGCUCAAACAUAUACCUUCACCAAGUCUGCAGUCUGCCAUUCCCCAGGAUGAAGCCCUGCAAAAUCAUAUUUUAAUCCUACAUUAAACUUUGAAAAGGUGUUGUAGCAUCAGUAGAUUGAAGCCCAUAUAGACAUGUUUAAGCAGAGUAUUUUAAGUAAAGCAUAAAGAAGUUCCCUAUUAAUUAAAGAUGUGUGCUUGAAUCUCAGACUGAAAUUAACAGCUGCACUGACUGCAAAUGACUCACUCCUGUUUUACAUUCCUGGUGUAUGUGUGAAAGGCUCCUAGGUGAGUCCUGGGUCAGAUGCAUCAAUAAUUGAAGCUGUGAGUAAAGAUGAACUGAUGUUGAUUUCUUCUGCUUACUUCUCCCUCAUGAUGAGUCCUGAAAUUCUCAUUAUACCGUACCGAUCAACUCAGCACAGCCCAAGCUGUUUCUACUUCGAACAAGUCACAUGGAGCUGAAAGUAACCGUCUCAUACUCAGAAAAACUGAUUCAAGCUGACCCUAUGAGUCAGAGAAUAUUGAAAGGUUACUUCAACUGUCUGUUGUUUUCAGACAAAAAAACAUCCAUGUAUUAAAGCAGCAGUUCGCUUUUUUUUUAACAAGGUGUCUUAAAUUAGGCAAUAACUUGAUGCAACUGUUAUAUAUCUUCAGAGCAGGUCAGGCAGAUUAAAUUCUGGUAGUGUCAUCACUUUGGCUGCUUAAAUGCAUGGGGUGUCAAAAGAAAUGGUGAGGGACGUUAACACCUCCUAACUGAAAUCUGAUUGGUCAUCCCAAGUUUCACCUGAAAUCCUAUUCAGACAGUCUCAUCCUAUUCGGCUGUUGAUAUUUAAAUAUUGCGCCAAGUCCUUUAUUGAUAUUUGUGACUUGUUAAUUGAUAUUUUUUUACUGAUCUUAUUUAGAAGAAUAAAUAUGUCUGAUUAAUUCAAUAAGUAAAUGUAUUUAAAAUGGACUUCAAGAAACUAAAAUGUGGGUCUGUGUCAGUCCUCAAGAAUAAGGAGCAGUAGAUUUAUAUGCUGCAUGUUGCACGUCUACAGUGUUUGACUGAUUUUACACAGGAAUACAUCAUUUGUAUGUUAUUUAAACAAUAAGUUGUUGGAGUGGAUAUGUGUAACAGAAAGGGUGAAUAAAUGUCAUUCAUAGAUGAGUAUGUACAUAGUUACAUGCGUAGACUGUAUAUACUAUGGACGGCUUGGUUCCGCUUUCUGCCGAUUUGAAGCCAAAAAGCCCACGGUAAUUCUGCAAUUUUUCUCCACUUCCUGAAACCAACAUUGCGCAGUAGCGUUGUAUGCAUUUGGUGGGAGAGUCGCUGAGAGUCGCUGUGAUGACACUUGUAGCCCCUGGUGAGCUAUGCAAUCUUCGUACGCCCAUAAGCUGUAUCAAGUAUCAAUCAUCGAAAACAUGAAUCCCCUCAUAACUUUUAAAUAUGGAGCUGUACAGAAAAAAAGAGGACUUGAGCACAAACCAGUCAACAACAACAAAAAAGUUUGCGCACACCCCACCUCUGUUAAAAUCAUAGAACAUAGAAGCAGAGCUUAUAGAGAAGUCUGCAAAUAACCUGCAGUGUUGGUAUCAGAAUUAAGAAUUUCUUUUCUUUAUGAGCAAGGGCAUUCCUCUGUACCCACUUAACCCGUUAAGCGCCCGUUAUUCUGCCAGAGUCUCUGGUAUUUACUUCAUUUUCUUGCUUGUGUUGGCAGUCGUGGCCAAAGAAGGAUUCAAAUCAUUUUCUGUACUUUUUGGUUGGUUUCUACUGUCUGAUAUUGUAGCACACUAACUUUGUUUGGGCUCGUGAACUACAUGGGGAGCAGUGUUCGCCAAUCAGGUUGGGGUAGGCAGAGAAUGGUUUUGUUUACAGUCAGAAAGAGCGGUGCGCUCAAAAAAUUUAAAAUGUUGACCACACAGACAUAACAAAACACAGCGAUAUCGUUAUAUUCCCAAAGGUCAUCAAUAACUGAUAGCUAUUGACUGAUAUUAAAAGCUUUUUUGUAUAAACACCACAAAAAAGAUGCUUCUUUAAUAGAUUCCUGCCCAUCCCACCUUUAAGAAAAACAUCUAUAAAAUACAUCAGUGUAAUCUUGCAUGAUGCUUUCCCCCAAAAUAUCACAUAUCAAAACAUUAAAACUGGUCUCAUUGAACAUUAUAGCUCCGGCCAAAACCAAUUUCCAAAAAAUUGCACCACCUACUUUAAAUCAAUUCAUUCUGCUUCAGGAUAUUUCAUAUUAUUUUUUUAAUUUAAAAGAGGAUGCAAUUUAAAAAACAUGAAAAACUCAAACCUCGCUCUAGUGUCACCACAGAUAAGAUGACAUGACUUUAAUUUCCUUACUAAUAUCAAUUGUCAGUCAAAGAGAAGUCCUAAUGGGUUUUUGAAACACUGUGGUAUUUCGGGUUCCUUUAUUCUCUUUCCAGUGUAACGGUGUGAUGAUGAAUAAUGCAAAGAUACAAUAAAGAGCUCUGAAACAAAAGCACCACACAUCCAUCACCAUGUUCUGGCCAAUCAUAGGCCUAGUAGUAAUGAUCUCUGAGAGACAAAGACAGAGGAUCAAUGUUUGAUGAGCGAGGCAGAAUGAGGCUCCUGGGAGGAGAAGGGACAUGCAAGGGAUUCCCCCUUAUACAGGUGGAGCGAGAGAGAGGGAGAGGAGGAAAAGAGAGGAAGAGGAAGAGAUGGAUGGGGGGGAGGUGUGGUUCAGUCAGCUUGAAAAAUGUGGUUGGCGUUUGUGAAGAAGAAGAAGAAGAAGAUGCAUAAAAGCAUAUGGAGAAUGAGGUAGACUGUGUGAUAAUCAGGACUGAAUAUGAGGUUAGUUUACAUCAACUUUGUGAUUGUUAAAAGUUGCCUCUUCGUCACAGAGAGUCUCUGCAUUGAUCCAUGCCUCCUUUGAUUGCCGUGGCUGCUACUCAAACAUGGAGUGAGAGCUUCUCCUCACUUUUUAAUUGCUAAUUGCAUCAGUGACCUUAUCAGGAAAGGUUAGGAGUCCUGUGUUUGAGAGAAAUUGUUUCCCACCUUCAGUUUGUAUGAUAUUGAUUUACUCUCUUUGCAACAUUAAUUAAACUGGGUUUAAAUGUUCUGUUCAUUCUGAGCGCUGUUCAGAAAGUAAGCAUGUUAAAUAUUCUGAAAAUCCCAUAACUAACACAAAUGUAUUCCAUAGUUACGCUGGAUUAAGCUGUUAAUCUUACAGACAUGAACGAUACAGCUUUAUGUAACCAUGUUUGCAUCUGUCUGAAUGAGUUAAUACGGCUGAUUCUGCAGGGAUGACGAGAGGAAAUAUUUCUAAUAGGUGGAAACGGAUUCAGUGCUGCGAUUGUUUGUCAGGUUCCUCAGAAAAUGGAUGGAUUGUGAAUCCUAAUUGACAAACCUCGAAAGGCUCAAAGGGGGAGUAUUACACUCAUUUUUAGCUUUAUACUAUCCCCCUGAUAGCUUCUCAACUGGUUCUUUACAUAUUUCAAUCUCUGUCUAGAAUGCUUCAUGUAAACCAGUAUCCCUUUAAGCCCCGCCCCCUCCAACCCCAGCAUUCCACACCCCAACAUUCCAGAAGCCUCCUUCACUGUUGCCAAAUGAAAAAAAAAAAUCACACAGUAGUGGUUAGGUAUAUGCAUCAGAUGUAGCUACUCAAAUCAGCACUUAGCUCACAAUAAGAAGAGGAGUGUAUUGUGGGUAACUGUCACAAAGCUUGAAGAGACGCUAAUAAAACACUUGCAAAAUUUGAAUCAUUGUCUGUUUUCUCUAUCUAUAAUUCUCCCUAUUCGUUCUUAUUAAUGAUAUAAUUAUUCUUUCACUGAUUACCAAUUACUAAUUCUAGCAGUUGAUUAAAAUGAGUACAAUAUGGUGCUCUAAUGAAUAUUCAUAAAACCACCUUAGUGUUUGUCAGAUCAAAUAAAAAGAAUAAAAAAUGACAUUUUCAAGGUAAAAGGGGAUAUGCCACCUUGUACAAUGGUACGAUAAAUGGAUCUUUUUUAAAGUUUAAUUGGUUUGGCUUUUGUGUCUUAUUUACAGGAAAGUAUAGCUAGAAAUAGGUAAUAUAAUGGGGUAUGACAUGUGGAAAAGGUCUGCAGGUUGGAUUUGAAUCCAGAAAAUCAAUUUCCAGGACAAUAGCCUCUAUGCACUAGCUCCCCUAACUAAUUUUUUUUUUUUUUUUCAUGUUAAAAACAAAGUUUGUGGCAACAAACUUAUUUAGUUAUGGAAAAAAAAAACAAUAUUGGGUACAUAUAGUAAAAAAAAUAAUUAUUUUUUUUAACUUUGAUCUUGUGAUGAGAAAAUAGCUUCUCUAAGUCUUUUCUUGUGAGGAAAAUUAAGAAAUCCAAUCAGGUAUCAAAUCCAUUUAAAAGGGAACUAUUGCAGAGUUUCAUUUGUUGCAGGUGUUUCAGGCAAUUGAGCUCCAUACAUUGUUUAUGCCUAGCAUGAGUUGUGUGUGUACUCUUGAGUCUUCUUUCCCAUUAACAGACCAUUUUCAGUCUCCCACCCACCCAGGACCACUUUCUUUGUCAGCUGGAAAUGUGAUUUUAGGGAAGCCUGACUCCCAUUACCUGAGCUUCCUCUUAGCCAGCCUCCCAGUCAUUCCACAGGGAAUCUCCAACCUGCUCAGCCGGGCUCAGGGCUGCAUAUACAGUAGAUGACCUCCACUCUUCAACACUUGCUAUUGCCUGGGGGGAUUUUACCAUAUUAAUGCUGCACUCCACUCCUGGGGCAAAUGAGUGUUAUAAAAAAUCAGCCUGGAUAGCAUCUUUCUCAAUCCUUGCUGUUAUCCCUCUUUCACUUACUGCCCACGCUGCCAUCCUCUCUGCUUUUUGUUCCUGCCCUCUUGCAUCUGCCAUCUUCUUCUUCCUCUUCUUCUUCUUUUUUUUCCCUUCAGCCCCCACCCACUCCUCCCAUUCCUUCACACAGUCUGGUGUAGAGUGUGUAAGAGGCUGGCUGGCUUUACACUCUUGAAUUAAAAAGGCCAUCUGGUAAAGAGUGAAACAGAGAUGGCUGCAUAGGAGGAGAGAAGGAAAAUGAGAGGCAGAGCUUGUCUCUGAAGUUAACACACAGACAGUACCACAUGUGAGAGAUGGCAUCUUAAGUGUAAAUACUAAUCCUAGCAUCAGUGGUUUACACAAACACACAGAGUUUUUGACAGCAUUAUCACAGUCUAGUGUCAAAGAUGGAAAUGUAGAUGAGCUCUAGUCUUCUUUUUUUUUUUAUUACUACAUUAUGUUUAUAAUUUUAUACCUGUAGGUAUUGUCCCCGUCAAAUAAACUUACAGUUAUAUAAUUUAAAAAAAAGUGGUGAUAAAUGAGUUUAAAAAGUGCUUUUAAAUUUACAUUGAUGGCUUCAGACUUCAGAAAACCAAAGAAAUAUUUCAUUUUCUGGAAAUGACAAUAUGAUUUUUGAGUAUGAAUUCCCACUUAAAGCUCCUGUAGAGAGUUUUUUGACAUUUGUUCCCAAAAAAAGAGACUUUUGUUGGAGACUAUUGAGGCUUGUAUAGGGCAAGACAAGCCACAACUGUCUUGCCCACAGGGGGUGCCAAAGUUGACACUAAUUGAAAGUUCCUCACAGGAACUUCAGAUGUCUCAAACCAUUUUGAUAGAAAAAAAAUGUGAUAAAAGAAACUAUAGCUAUCCACAUGGAGAUGGAUAGCUAGCUUGUAUAUUUUAACGUAACUCUUAGUUAAAGGUGGGGUAGGCAGGAAUCUGUUAAAGAAGCAUCUUUUUGUGGUGUAUACACAAAAAAGCUUUAAAUAUCAGUCAAUGGCUAUUAGUUAUUGAUGACAUUUGGUAAUAUAAUGAUAUCGCUGUGUUUUGUUAUGUCUGUGUGGUCAACAUUUUGAGCGUCCCACUCUUUCUGACUGUAAACAAAGCCAUUCUCUGCCUCCCCCAACCUGAUUGGUUGUGAGGCAGAUGUGCUCCCUGUGUCAUUCAUGAGCCCAAACAAAGUUAGUGUGCUACAAUAUCAGACAGUAGAAACCAACCAGAAAGUACAGAAAAUUUUCUGAAUCCUCUUUUAGCCACGACUGCCAACACAAGCAAGAAAAUGAACUAAAUACAGGAGACCCUGGCGGAAUAAUGGGCGCUUAAAAAGGAGGGGAGAGGAGGAGCUGAGGGAAAAACUGGUUGGGAGGGGUAGAGUUUACAUUCAAGAUUUCUCCCCAAAACUGUCACUUCUUCAGAUCCUGCCUACCCCACCUUUAAUCAAGGCAAGAUGAUGCAAACUAAGAAAAGCUGAGGCAAGUAAAUGCAUGAAAUGCAUGUUACAGCUUAAAGGCAAUUUUAAGUGCUUUCCACACUGACAUCAAAAGAAUCAUGAGAAAGGUCAGGGAAAAAAAUGAAAAAAGACAUCAACAAGUCAUUUAAAGAAGAUAUUUAAAAGUUACAGAAGCUGUUAAAACAAAGAUCAUGAUAAAAUUAAAAAAACAGAAGGUUCAAGUGUGAUAAAGUUUUCAAAUACAAGCCUAAAAGUUACAGAAAAGUGUUGUUUAACAUGAGAAUUUUUCCUGAAAUUCAAAUUACAGUUUAGAGUUAAGUCUUUCAACUUAACUGUAUUUGUUACAUUUGUCAGAAGGCAUGUACUGCUUUUCAAAAUUGCAGUAUGUAUGAACUUUUCCUGCCUGCAUCAUGUUAGUAAAAGUGUAAAAAAUGGUUUUCCCAUGAGGGCGUGAGUGCUGUCAUAAUAGGUUGUAUCCUGUAGUUAAAGGCAUGGUUGACAAUCGGAGAAGCAGCUGGAAAAAACUGAGCCGUUGAGGCAGAUUUGAGAAAAGCGUCCCCACCCCCCACACACAAACCUCUCCCCUCUGUUCUCCAUGAUAACUACCCCCUGAACCUGUAUCGCCCUCCCCAUGACACAACCCCUCUGGCAGAGCAAGAAGCCUGCCGGCAGAAGAUCCUACGCUAGCUUCAAAUAGGAUUCACCAUGUUGGAUUGCUAGUGACUAGCAGCAGUAAACGCCAGCUCUGCUAGCGAGCACCGUCUGCAGCUGCCUGGACAGCUACCAUGUUGACAUUGCAGAGACUAAUAAGAGUUAUUUUUGUAGCGUGUGAUGUUACGAUGUAUGAUAAAAGGCAAAAAUUACCUGUUCAACAAAAACUCUGUCUUGAUGUUUGUUUUCAGGCUCAAAUCCUGGCAGAGCUCUUUCUCCUGUCAGCUUGCGUUUUCUGUCCACUUUUGGUGGUGGGGAGAGCAGAAGUGUUUUUAUUUUUUGCGUCCUUGUCCAUCAAAGCUCCUGUAGCUAAGCUGAUACGCUACUUUUACCACUCAGAGCUCCGAGGAGGGCCGGGAGAGUGGGAGGGGAUGAGUCGGAACUACGGGAGAGGGGUGUGUCGAAUACAGCGAGGCAAUUGGAUGGAGAGGCGGAGCAGGAGAUUGACCAAUAGGAGUUGUCCAGGACGGAUGGCUCCCAUUGGUCAAUGUUUUUGCAGCCCUGCACCUGCUAGGGUGAACAGAUUUUUUCCAUUCUUUUUUCUCUUCACUUUGCGGAGAUUGCACUUUAGGACCAUGAUCGCCAUAUAAAUGAGGUUCAUAAUGAUUACCAAUCCCUACAAUCGUCAACCAUGACUUUAACUGAGCAUAAACUGGAGUCCAGGGUUGAGGUGGAGGUGAGGUGAAUGCUUUAUAGAGGAGGAGACUGCAAUGUGUCAGUCAGAAAUCUUUUGUCACCACUCUCUUUUCAGGCUAAGUGCUUUUUGUUAUUGCCUGCAUUUGGAUGCUGUGUCAUUUAUUAAGUGUGCUUAUAGGCCUGACUUGUAGUUUCUUUCCCCAUUUGCACAUUUUAACUUGUGUGGCUAUGUGUCAAAAGCUACUGGCAUCCAGAAUGAACUCCCCAAGCAUUUGAAACCCUUGCAAACAAGUCAGUUUUUGUGUUGUUUCUUUGAGUAAGGGAAGACACUGGGGUUUGGCUCGGAUGCACAGGCUGUUGUAAUCUACUUUCACUUGUUGACACAAUCAGGGGAACAAAUGAAAAAUUUGACAUCCUCAUGCUUAUUUUGUUUGAAAAAUAAAAGCUUCACUGAUAGUUCUUCAAAUAUGACUCAACAUGUCACAUCUUAUGUCUUAUUAAAAGGCAACAAUGUUUGAAACAGAAAAAUCUCUGAGGCAAUAAACUGUUACAAAAAAAUAAGCAUUAGACAAGACAGAAUAUAGAUGGAUGAAAGAUGAGAUAUCAAAUCAGCACAUUUGUAGCUUCAAUCGUGCUGCUAUUGCUCUACUAAGAUGUGUUUCAAAGGCAGAAUAUGUAAAGCUCUGAUAAGAGUCAGAUCAGUUUGAUGAGUUCACAAUGCAAGCUUCCCAGAUCUCCCACAGGACCAGUCUGACCAUGAAGCAUGCAUGGUCUGACUGGCCCACUUGUCCUGGUCUGUCUUCCCUAUCCUCUUCACCCAUCUACUGGCAAGUUUCCAUGGAAACAACAGGGAGAGAGAGAGAGAGGGAGAGAGAGAGAGAGAGAGAGAGAGAGAGAGAGAGAGAGAGAGAGAGAGAGAGAGAGAGAUUAAAAGGGAAGUAAAACCAGCAUAAGAAAAAAAAAAAAGAAACAGGAAAACCCCACAGAAUUUAGUCUGCAGUGUGACUCCUGUUAAGAGCUCUUUGUUGUUUCAAAAGGUGAGACAGUAUUUUGUAACCCAAACAGAGACAUAUGAAUUUUAAUAACCUUUAACUACAGUUAAUUACUGCAUGUCAUCUUGCCUGACUUGUUGAGACAGUGGAUAUGAGGCAGAUAAUUCUGGCUCAAUAAUUCACACCGGUAAACUUCUCCCACUCUCACUCUCAGCUUAAUUAAGCCACUGGGAUUCGAGGAAACUGACACCAGGUCUGAACAAUAGGCUCCUCUGUUGGUAAUCCAUACAUGAACUGCUUCAGAUUUAACUCCUGACAUGAGUCAGCUUUAAUGCUCGAUUAAUGAUAGAUUUGAUUGUCUUUAAAAGGCUUAUUUAUUUGUCAUACUGAACUAUGCUGUAUACUCACUAUAUUAGUUGAAGGAUUCUCAUUUGGUAAAGAAUACAUUAAUCAGUCAAAACGGCCAGAUCAAUUUGGGUUUAUGUGGGCUUACAGAAAUCUGACAAAAAGGAACCAUUUUUAGUGUCUAGCUUUAAAUAUUUGGUAUACUGACCUAUAAUUUUGCAGCGCAAGAGCCUUUUAUGAGACCACAUAUAAUUACUUAUAUAAACAAACGGAUCAGUUUGGACUUAAAGAUAUAUUGAAUCACAUUUUAGUAAAUGCAUUACAUCAAACAAAUUGAACUGUAGGAUAGAUUCAGCGCGCACAAUCUCUUCUCAACUGUAAUUUGAAUUAACAUAGUGACCUAAAUAUGCAUGUCUGUAUUUUCCUGCUACCAGAUGUUGCAGAUAGAUUGUGUAUUAUGUGUGUAUCAUGGUUUCUUUAAAUAAAAAUAAAGGAAAAAAUGCCCAAGUAUUCAAACUCCUCUUUGCUGUAUUCCCUUACAAAAAUUGAAAGAUAUUUCAAUACUUCUCUUAUUUGCAUGUUGAUUGUGCAUUACUUGUGCACACAUUGUGUUUUUGUGUGUGUAAAUUUUGUAAGAAGCUGAUGGGAUUUGACAUCAAGUUCCUUGGAGACAUGACUAUCUCUGUGGUUUUAUGGUGCAAAGAGACAUGUGCACAUUAGAUUAUAAAAGAUUUGUACAAUCAUAUGCCUCAAAAGGGAAAUAUCUUAAGGUCGGACAGACAAUGCCAGAGGAGGAGAGGAGAGUAGACUUAGAAACACAAAACACAGAGACUCUGAAGGAGGCUUCUGUCUGAGGGGAUGACCCUCAUUCUGUAGUGCUGGCUGAAAAUGCUUGAGAUCCAUGUGGGACAUGUUGUUGUUGUCACUCAUGAACUCUUAUCUGAACUUGAACUUUUGUAUUUCAAAUGGAAAAUGGAAAUAUUACUCAGACUCGUCAGUGCAGAUGAGUGCUCACUCUUGAAUUUGGUUCUUUCCAAGAUAUCUGCCUGUUUUGAGAUAGUUUUUCAGCAGCCUCUACCAACAAGUGCUCAUUUGUGGGUUCAUUUGGGUGUCUGUAACUGGUUUUACAAAGACUACAGUCUAGACCUGGGUCUUAAGGGGAUAGUCCGGCGUAAAAUUAAAUUAGGGUUAAACACACCGUAACACCAAGUUAGACACCCCGUUGAGAGAUGAACGUUGCCAACCGCUAGUUAUACCAACUAGUCUAGUUAUACCAACUUUAGUAAUGACUGCAAGAUAGCAAUUCAGAUAGCUACACGCUUAACCAAAACACCACUCUAUAGACACAAAUAUUGCUCAGAACAGCACCUAACUUCAUCAACAGUACAAAUAGGGUCCCAGCCAUAGUACUAGCCACCAAACAUCUUUUUAACUUUGCCUGAAUUCUUUAGCAAAGAGACUAAAAACAACUCACCCACUCUCUUCCAGCAGCCGCUUGUAUGUAGUGAGACCUCGGGCCAGUCCAUCAACUGCAGCGGGAUGACGCAGCUCAAGGAAGAACAUUUAUGAUCCUUUCCUCAUGGAAAUGCAAUCAGACCGAGACGCUAAGCCAGAAGAACUACUGCGUCUGCAGUGCAAAAUGAUUAAUAUGAUGAUUAUUACUUCAAGGAAAUGCUUAAGAAAAAAUCAUAAAUGUUCUUCCUUGAGCUGCGCCCCACAUUCAUCUCUCGAUGGAGUGUCUAACUCGGUGUUGCAGUGUGUUUGAACUUAAUUUUACACCACAAUAUCCCUUUAAUAGAAAUGCUAUGAGAAAAAUCUUAUUAUGAUAUGGAGCCAAUAAAUAAAAAAAAACAGUCGAUAGAUUUUGUUGAUUUAUUAUUAUAUUUAUGCUACAUUAUAAAUGGGGGUCUAUGUGUACUUCUCAUCUUUUUUCUUUUAUUCAUAUCAUUUCAGUCAUCAAUAAGCACCAGAGAAAACAUACUCAAUUACUUGUUUUAGAUGUUGAAUAUUUCCAUGGGACAAGUCGGUCCCUGGCAGUCACAAUGUAAGUGAGACAAAGGGACCAUUGUGCUCCAGCUCAAAGGCUUUGACUGAUUUUUUCUCUGUUUGAUCUGCAGGCUGUAAUCUACCAAAACCCUGAAGAAGAGGAGGAAGAGGAUGGCGCUGGUGCUGUAAAUGGCCUCUGUCAGAAUAAAAACACUGGUGCUUUGAGAGCUGGUGCUGCUGCGCCUUACUGUUCUUUUCUUCAGAAACGCAGUCAUCAAAAGCUGAGCGGACGCUGACCAGAAAACAAAGGCGGGGACACUGACCUCGCUCUGCUUGGGGAUAUGUCAUUGGGGAGGUCCCCUGUGUUGGGGGUGCGUCCUGUGCCCCGACCCCUCUGGCUGUCCCACCUCAGCCUGCUGUGUGUAUGUGUAUCUCUCUUUGCCCAAGCUCCCCAGGGUCUGCCAGCGGUGGGUUAUAACACUGACUCCAAGAGGGAGAUCACACUGGACGGAGAUUUGAUGAUUGGUGGUCUGUUCCCUGUGCACCAGAAGGGUGAGGGGGCAGAGGACUGUGGGAAGAUCAAUGCUCAGAGAGGGAUCCAGAGACUGGAGGCCAUGCUGCUGGCGUUAGAUGAAAUCAACAAAGACGAGCGCAUCCUUCCGGGGAUCAGACUGGGGGCUCACAUCCUGGACACUUGCUCUAAAGACACCUAUGCUCUGGAGCAAUCUUUGGAGUUUGUCAGAGCCUCACUCACCAAAGUGGAUGACAGCGAGUAUACAUGUCCUGAUGGCUCCUACGCCAUCCAUGACGACGUCCCUCUGGCCAUUUCGGGGGUCAUAGGUGGCUCCUACAGUGAUGUUUCCAUUCAGGUAAAAGCUCAUCAUAACACAAAAACACAUCCUCCGGCUAGAGAAGAAAUCAUUUUCUAUUUGCUAAUAAAGAUUUUUAUUGUUUUAUGCCAUCAAAUGUGCAGAUGAAAAGCUACAUUUGUUUUGUUAGACAGUGCAAUUACCGUAGUCUUGUUACACUAUCAGCAGCUAUCUGGAGUUUAGACGAAACAGCAAGAAAAAGGACUACAAGCUGGCGUAGGAGUGUGAUUGAUGGUCACAUAAAUGUCCAUUUAAACCUAAGUACCAUGUGCAAUUACCCCUUGCGAGAUGUUAACACGGGGACUUAAUGAGUAUCAGUUCCGCAAGAAGGAUCUGUUUACCUAUACCCCCUUCUGCUUGGCUGAUCUAAUUUAGACCAUCUCCUCCUCUUUCCUGGUAAUUCACACUUCAGCAGCAGACCUGUCAGAGGCAGACGUGCUACAGUUGUUGCGCUCAGGACGGUCUGACAGGAUGACUAGUGACGGCAUGAUUACUCUCAGCAGCAGCAGCCGUGCUCCUUUCGGCUCUCUCAAACUGAUACCAUGAAACCUCAGCUAAUUGUAUCACUGUAUCUUAGCUCUAAUACAGCUGCCACAUCUGUGUAAUUUCAAGUCAUUGUUGUAAAAAGACAGGGUGUCUAGUUGAACUUAGUUUUUGUCCACAAAUAUACAUGCCUCUAAGCAUUAACUUCAAUUCAUCAUCCUGACUGAGUCGGCUGGAGGAGCAUGUCUGCUGCCUCGGGGUGAGGAGUACGGUUCACCUCACUCCAAGACCUGCAUGUCUCAUGUUCCAGAUAGAUGCUUGUUUGAAGACAGGAACACGCUUCUGCUGCCCAUCCCGAGAAAAUAAUUGGCUUAGGAUCAUUGAUAAACCAUAGAUAGUUAAGGAACCCCUGCCAGCGCCAGUGUGUGCUGUAAACAGCUCUCCCCAGAGGGUACUUCAGGACAACAGGCAAACAAUAAAAUAAUCAAAAUGAGAGGCUGCCUCAGUGUAUAAUAUCUGCUGACUUAUAAAUGGUUUCUCAGGAGUGUAUUUAAUUUACUGUCCUUAUUUUGUAGAAAACACAACAGCAAUAUCUCGAUCAUGAAUCAUAUCAUUUCCUUUAUUCCAGUAAGUAAGGGCUUCUGUUAAAAGUACGUGAAGUGUAAUAUUUCUUCAUCACGCUAUGGCUCUGCAAACGUCUUUGUUUUCUGUACUUUGUAGAACAAAUGCUUGGUUUCCUAACUUACACUCCAAAAAUAUAGUACAGUGUGAUGAUACAUUACACAGGUAAAGAGCUCCUGGGAAAUGGGUCCUAUAUCUGGACUCCUGGUGAAAAGGACAGUUUGGAAAUAAAGUGGCUUGAUAAACGAGCUGUAAUUCUCGUGGAACCCUGAAUCUGGGGCUCCUCCGAGAGUGCUCUUGUCUUGGGGUAAUAUAUGGAUGUACUAUUACAAGCCUGGGGUCUGAGGUCUGCCCUAGCUUCUCAGUGAAUCUUCCUUAUCAGGGGAAAAACACCACAGGAUGCUGUUCUUUCUCACCGUGAAUAAACCUUUACAAAGUAUUGCACUUAUGAGGUGUGCAAGAAUUCGCUUUUUCUCUUUGCUGGUUUGCGAGUGUCUAACUCUGGUAGCCAAAUACAGUCACUGUUUUUAGAUAUAUACCUUUUCUCGCAACUUCUUUUUACAACUACAACUACAGCCUACUGAGCAUUUUUUGUUUUUUUUAGAUGUCUAAAUUUAGACCAAGUUUCGACUAAAUCUAAAUCUGGGCUAUAUCUAUACUACACUGUAUAUUACUCAAUGGCUAUCAUAAUUACUUUGAUUAAGUACUUGGAGAUCAGUUAUGCAACUCACAGUUGCUUUUUGAAAUAAUGCUGAGUUUGAGUUACCUCGGAAGUCAGAUGUUGGAGCUGAAAAUGACAUCACACCCAAGUUCCCAGCAUUUUAGUUACCAAGUCGGAAAAAAGCUAAAUCAUAGGCCUCAAACAAGAUGGCUACAUCUAAGAAAGUUAUUAUAGCUCUUGCCUUAUAUUCGAACAAGGCAAGCGCUAAAAUAACUUUCGUAGAUGUAGCCAUCUAUGAAAGUGUGACGUAAUUUUCAGCUCCGAAAUCUGACUUCCGAGGUAACUCAAACGCACCAUAAAUAGUUAAAGCGCAAAGUCUAAAUUCCAUCUAAAAAUAUACAGAAUCUAGACGGUUGAAAUUAGGUCUAAAAAAAAAACAACUAGCAACUAAUAGCCGUCUGUUGCUCAGUUGGUGGGGUUUUGCUGAGUUUUGUUAGAUAUUUAUCUACACCUACAAAGUGUAUUUAGGGCAAAUGUUACCACACAUAGGUUUGCACUGUGUGAUUAUAUGUUUUUUCUGUUCUCUGCAGACACCAUCUCCACAUAGUGUUUCUGUCCCUUUUGUUGCUGCAGGCGUUGUUCAUAAUCUACAGCCAGUCAGACCUUUGAGUGAACCAGUCUGGCUGUGUUAAAGGUUACCCUGCCUGCCCUCAUGUGUAAACCACAGGCUGUAAAGUAAGACAUGCUAUUCACCCCAAAGGGGAGACAGUUACAGGACAACUAGCAAUAUCAGUCCCAAGAUCCUUAUCGCCAUGGCGACACAGAGGAACAUGGGGAACUGACAGGUGGUGAGAACACAGAGUGCUGUCUAAAUCUGUCACAAUGAAGGAGUGUGUUGCUGUGCUGCUGGUGUUGCGGUGUGACAAUCACAGAGAUGUGGGCGGAUCUGGCUGCUGGCCUGGCCAUGCUGGCGUUAUACGGGCGCAGAUUGAGUAGAAGUGUGGAGGCGAAGUUCUGUGACACUCUCGCGGGCUAGGUCCUGCAUCCCCCCAUCUGCGGUUUGCUGCAGGGCUGUCUGGUGGCUUGGCAGAAGCAUCCCUGCACAAAGAGGAUGUGGAGGGAUUGAAUGUGAGAUCAUGAUUCACAGAUACACUGAGACAGUGACAGGUGGAUAUGAUCACAGGGGGUGAAAUAGAUGGAGUGAAUGGCAUGGUGUCUUAUAACGAUGCGACAUUUCCUAAUUUGAAAGCGUCACAGACAGUCAGAGGGAAGUUGUGAUGCCAUCUGGGCAAGAAAUGAACCAACUUGUAGAAAUAUUUAUAGGGAUAGAGUCUUUGACAUAUUUACCUGUGGUUAAUCUUGACAGCAGGUUAUCAUUUAAAGGUGAGUAAUAACCCUGAGAGGACAUGUUAUUCAGCAUGUUCAUUCAUAUGGGAAGGGCUGAGGCGCUGACAAGAUGCGUACUGAGCCUAAGAUAUGGAAAGAUAAUAAUAAUCGAAUAUGCUUGCACCCCAAAUAAUGUUUAAAACAAUACAAGCUAGUGGAUAUUUUUCUGGAUAUUGCAGUUUAAUAGAAGGAUUAUCAACCCUUCUCUCUGAGUCCUAAAGGUGUGGGUUAAUAAGGGAUAUAUUUUACCUCACAUUUUCAUCCCAGGUACAGGCAGCCUUAGGGCUGGCCUCUGAUUAUACACGCAAAGGACUCUCACUUUUGUUACCCUGACAGCAGCCUGUGCUUCUAAAUAUGACUCACUUGGUAAGAGAGCAUCCCUGAGGUAAAAACAUCAGAAUCACCAGGGCGCAUUAGAAAAACAACACCUCUGGAAUGUCGAACACUCAGACGGUCUCAGGCAUGAAACACAGAGGAGCUUUCCAGUAAGAUGUUUCCUACUCGGAUGUCUGUGUUGAGGUAGAAAGUGGUCUUGUUUCAGGGGAUGUGAAGUAAAGUUGAACAGUGUGAUUAUUUCGAUAUUUUUGCACACUGCCCAAGAUUAGUAGAUUUUUCUUCCCAGAGACUAUGAUGCAAGCUGAAAUUAAAGGAUGUAGAUCCUUAUACGAACAUCAGCUUGACAUUUGCAGACUAAACUGUGUGAGCGGCAUAAUAAGGUAAAUGUAUGAGGUUUCAGCGAGCUCAGAUUCCCAUUUUCAUCAUCCAGGAACAACUCUAUUUAUAGAACUUUCUUCAUCUGUAUGGUAGACUGUGCCAGUCUCUGGAGCACACAUGAGUCAUACAAGGAUUUAAACAUGGAUACACACAUGACAGAAUUCAUGCGAGAACAAUAAUGAUGAAACAUAUCAGUAAAGCCAUGCAGGGAAAAUGCAUUAUUCAUGACUAAAACUAAAGAACGUGCUUCACAAAUCAUAAAUAAUUUACACGUGAUUGGAUUAUUCAGUGGCACGGCAGAAUCCACUAUUUGUGCAGUUGAAAUACAUAUUGUGUCCAUCGCACAAACCCUUAAAUUACAAGGUUUUAGGAAGCAGUCACUUGAUGGCUGUCUAAAAUUGGCUUGUAAUUGGAUAUAUAGCUGACUGGGAACUUCAAGAGUUUCUUGCUUGGAGUGAUUAUAAAAAAAACAACAACAAAAAAAAAGACCAUGCACUGAGUUACUGACACUGUAAAUAUGUAAAUGCAUGGAAGUGCAAUCAUAUCUUAACAUGUGCUGCGGUUUGAAUGGUUGCAUGACUGGGGGGCUGCAUUAUAAAGGAGAUUUGUGUUAUCCUGCAGGAUGAGGAGGCAGAAUCUGGUCAAAAAACAUCCCUCCUCUAGGUGUCUCAUAGUUCAUAUUCACACCCUGUUAAAGCUGUUGCCAAGCAACUAAAUCAUAAGAAAUAAACUAAUAAUGAUCUGGCGCAACUAUGCACUCUGCUUGUGUUGUGUGACAAUGUGCAUGGCUGAUUCUUGUGUGUGUUAGUUUGUGUUUAGGAGCGCUGCAGCAGGCCAUAUAUGUGUGAUAUUGAGUGGAGCUAAGGACUGCUGCUCUGGGAAUACAGUGUUAUUGCUGUAGAGUCACAUUGAGACACUCCUAUGGGACUAACAGAUGGGCUUUUCAUGUAAAAAAAAAAAAAAAUCAUGACAUCUCUUCAAAGUAGACCUGAUAUUUCCUGGACCAGGACAUUCUGUCAGUCCAUGUGUGUGUUAUUUGUCUGUUGGCCUGUGUCUGUGUCCCUUCUCACUUUCUUUUUAUUUCUUUCUCUUUAUUACGUCUCCUGUGGUCAACAGUGUAUUAUGCCGAAACAAAUCAAAACAAGUGCAGUGCUGGAAAUGUGCUAGAUGUGCAGCGCUGAAUCUUUAAAGAACACUUUACAGAGAAAAAAAACUAUGAUAAUGCUUAUUUUUUAAUCAAUUUUACAUGUGACUUCUUGCAUUUGUGAAUCUCCAUAAAUCAAAAGAUUGUCCUGGUAAUUUUUUUUAGAUAUAUUAAACCGUUGACUUGUAUCCAAAUUGUGUUCAUGUUUAUGUAGCUUUUACUUUCUGUCAUACAAGUGUAUGUUGAUAUUUUACAUGGGCAGAUGUCUGACUUAUUCGAACUCAUAGCUGGGCCUUCGGGGUAUCUCUAUGGAAACAGAAUACGACAGAGAAAAAGAACAAUCCUGUUACUCGGUGUAGCUGUGUCAAAUGCAGCUACCAGGUCCUGCAUGCUCUCGUUGCUUGGGAGGAAACCAUUUUCGUCUCAGUAAUCGUCUCUGAAACAGAACCUGCUGUGCAAAGCCACUCUGGGCCACUUCUUAAUUCUCUUAAUUAAAUAAGGUACUGUCUGAUCCCAACAGCUGAAAUUGAAACGCUGUAAGCCAUACUGAGGGGCCACAACCUCAGGCAUGUACAGCACGCCUAACAACUGAUACACCCGUGUGAAAGGAUCAUCGCCUAUCAGAUAUAUUGGUCUUUUGAAAACAUAAAUGAGCUAACAUAGACUGUCUUUUUAAAAUUUAGGUCACAUAUCAAAAAGCUAGUUAAGGUUCCUGUACGGGAGACCCAGGAGGUUGUAAGAUUUAAAUCUAGGCCAGACACACUACAGGAGAACCUUUAGUGAAGGGUCUCAACACCUCAGGGAUCAGCUCUCUGUCCAAUUGAGGAAUACUUGCACAUUUUAUAAUGGCCACACUGAUGAAGCUGAGUUGUAUGUCCUUGUCAGAAACUUGGCCUCCCCAGAAAACUGCCUGGCUGAAUUUAGGAUCCGUAUGUCUGAUUGAUUCAGAUUAACCCCAAAUACUCUGUCAACAACAUUAUCUGGCAGAUUAGUCCACUAUUUAUGUUCGUCAAACCCUUUCCUAGAUAGUUAAGCAUUUUGAAAAGAUGUUCAUGUUAAAAAUUGGUCCUGCUUCACUCAAUAGUAAAAUAUUGCUAAAAUAAGGUCGUCUUAUAUGCUGCAGGGUUAGAAUAUAUCCUUCAUGUAUUUAUCUUCUCUAAGUUAAUUUUUCACCUGCUUCAGUCAAUCUGCUUUAAGAAAUUUAAACUGCUCAUCAAAUUAUUUUUAUCACUUUCCAAGCACUCUAGGACUUAGCCUCCGUUUUUAUUUCUGAGCCCCUUAAACACAGCAAAGCUUCUCAGGUUGUCCAACAAGAACCUCCUGGUUAUACCACUCUUGGAGGGUGUUUGCUCUUUUGUUUCACUCCCAGACUAUUUUACUCCCCUCUAAAUCAGCUGAGUCUGUUGUUUAAAAAAAACUCUUAAAGGUCUCCUCUUGAAAUGUCUUUUUAAGUUUAUCUUACACCAUUUGUCUCUAUGGGCUCUAUUUUCAUGCUUCGCCGGAGACGUGGUACAGGCGCAGCGUAAGUCAGGUCCGCUGCGCCGACAAGGCGUUCCCAAGCACAAUUUGGUAUUUUGGUGAGCGGCACAGCUGACAGCAAUGCCACACGAUGGCGACAGAAGGCAGCCCCUCAACAAGUGUCGCUGUAAAUGCUGCAGAGGGCGUCCUUCACACUCUCUUACUCUCUUAUAUGAGCACAGAUGGAUUUGGUGUGUGUAAUGUUGGACCCAGUGGUAAGACAAACACCCUUUCCACAAAUAAAGACACUCACAUAAAGUUGCACAUAUUCAAACCUCGCGUGACAAAGGUGGGUUGUGCGCACAGAUCACAUCAUACAUUCCAAAAAUGGCAUUAAAAUCUGAACCAUCUGUGCGUAAAUGACACAUCACGCUCCGUGGCCUGGCUCUUUCUUUCAUAGAUGUUGGCAUAUAAAAUAAAUUUGGCUCACAAAACUGAAUAUUAUAAUAUUCAGCCGCAGCAGCAGCAGCUGCAGAACAGGGAGAGGACACAGAGACACGUCCAGGUCGAGCUGCGCGAGAAAUAAGAGGAAGAGGAAGAAAGAAAAGGAGGGAGACGAAUUACAUAUCUUGUUCACUUCAUCAUGUGUGUCUAUUUACUAGAUAUUAAAUUAAAUUUAAUGCGGUUUCAGCUGUGUUGAUUUGGUCAGGUUCUGCCAAACGCGCUCAUCAGAUCAGAUAAAGAUCAGAAUAUAUCUAUAUAGAUCUAAAUGUUUGUGCUGACACAGAUUAUUAGUUGUUGUUGAUUAUUUAUUGCACUGAAAUGUGCCUGACACUGUGGAAACCUGUAACCUUGGGUUUAGAGAGCUGCUGCACAGAUUAAACUUACUAUUGUCUGAGAGCACUGAACCUUUCUUAACAAAGACAGGACGAAAAAAAAAAAAGGUCUGCUUCUUUUUCAUGCUACCUUCACCCCAAUCUCUUUUUGUCCUUAAGUAUCUCACUAUUCAGAACUUUGGUUCUCCUUUAAAAAGGGGGUAUUAUGCAUUUUCUUUCAGACUCUGUACUUCUUGAUACUACUUUAAUAGCUUUACAUUAUUUUCAGAUCAAAAAAGCCUUAUGUUUCUCUCUCUGGUGUAUUAAAAUACCAUUAUUUCAGCUUCGGUCUAAAACAAGUUGUAAUAGCUGCUUCCUCUUUGACUUCAUGGUUGGCCAGAACUAACACCUUGCUCAAUUCCAGUUGGGAACACUUAAUUGGAGAGAAUUAUUUGCAUAAGUUUAUUCAUAUUUGGCAGUAUGGCUUUAUUCUGAGAGCUCCCUGUCUUUCCAUGUGUGUAUGUGGAGUGUUAAAGCCUGUGCACACGAUCAGCUGAGCUGUCAAGCUGAUAUUGGCUGGUAUAAAGAUAAGCGGGUGUACUGCAGGGCUGAGCUUGAUUCUGUGACCUGCCUGAACUAACUCCAUGCUCAAUUUUUUAAUCCCAAACAGAAGAAUUUGGUAUUUGUCUUUAAACCUUUCAUUAGGUUUAUAUUAUAAUACGGGAGAUUUAUGGGAGGAUACUUAUACGGGGAGGCGGCGGAAAAGAAGGGUAAAAUAUGGUACUUUCCUAGCCAAAACAGGAUACUUGACAGCAAUACCUUUCAUACAUAGUGCUACAUCGUAUCUGCCUCAUGAUAUGCUCUCUGGACUCACAAUAUGUCACUCACAGGCACUGUAGGAAGAAGGGUCUUGGCUUAGCCAUGUGAACAUCUAUAAUAAUGAUUUCCAAUAAGCCCAUUGUGCAGGUGACAUGUUUGGCACUGUUCUAUGUAACAAGCUAAAGCCACAUGUAAGUGGAUUACUGAACUGGCAAAGCGCUCCCUUCAAUACCCUGCGGGGAAAUUACUCAUUCAAUUCCACAGGCAUAGCCCAAUCUCAGCCAAAUGAAUUUACAACCUUGCGUAUUUUCUUUACAUUUGUAUCUGUGUAGGGAAAAGUUGUACCUAAAUUCACACACAAUCAUCUCCUGAUAAGUCUGUCCCUUGUGUGUGGCUUCAGUCGAGAAAGACUUGAUAUUUAAAAACAGUUCAGAGCAACGACUAAAGAUUCGAAUGUGGUCUGAAAAAAAAUCCCAUCAUAACCUCCAUUUUUUUCCCCUCAGCCUUCCAAACAUCUUUGUGUGAAAACAUGCAUAACGGAGAGCCCAAAGAUAUUAUUCAUAGGGUUUUAUGUGGUAGUCACCUUGUUUAAAACCACACACUGUUCAUUCACCAAACACCAAAAUCCUCAAGCACAUGUAUCAAACUAUAGAUCAUCUACACCUACAGAACUGUUCAGUACAUGUUUCUUCACAUCUAUUAAGAGAAGAGUUUAUUUUACAGAUGUCAUUUAUCAGGGUCAUAUUUCCAUCGAAAAAAACAAGUUUCUGUUGGCAUAGAAAAACAUUUCUCAGUAUCAAGGUCUGAACUCAAAUAGUACUUCCUAAGAGCCACCACUCUUCAGAGUUAUACAGUAGCUUUUAUUCUACAUAUGCUUUAAAUGACUCUUUAGAAAUCAAGAAACUUCUUAGUGUAAGUGAUAUUAACACCAAUGAUAAAAAUCACUGGGUAACUCAUGAUACAAUACAAUUCAUGGCCCAUGAUAAGGAUGAUUUCAUGAGGAUGAAAUCCUAUCAGGAUACUACAAUGAAAUGAUAAUUGUAUCAUGAUAAAUCAUAGUAUCUGAUUAAGUGAAGAAUCCAAAAUGCCCCUAAAGGCAAGCCUUCGAAUAAAAAGAAAGACCUGUUUCAGCGAGUAUCCACUCCUCUGUAGCCUUCAGUCAAAAUUCUGCCAUAUGCACACUCGUGUAAGUCCUAUGCAUCAUAUCAGCAUAUUAACAUAGAGGUAUAAAUUUCUCAAUACCAACAAAUCGGGUAGUAAAUGUGACAAAGGCAGGUGAAUCCAGUAAUUGCAGGUUUGUGCAACCUUCUCUGCAGACAUGAGUCUUUUCUUUUUGUCUAUCAGUGUCUUUUCACUGUCCUGCUGGCUUUUGUCUUUAUGCUGCUGUCGACUUCCUCUUCAGUCAGUUUACUUCUGUUCACAUUACCCUCAGUCCUGUCAAAAGCGCCAAUGUGAGAAGUCCAAGACUAAGUGAUUGACAUUAGUCAGUUGUCCCAUCCCUAUUCCACAUGGUUAUAAUGUUAUAUCAUAAUUUGAUUUAGUAGAUGCUUUGUCCACAGCAACAUACAUCUGAGAGUAAGUCGGACUGUAUGAGAGACAUUUUCAGUCAACAAAAUUGUUUUAUCCAUUUUUCUGAGAGUGUCUGCGAUUAGUUAGAGAUCGGUUUUCUUCAGGGUAGUACUUAUUGAGCAUCUCCGUGUUGGAAAUAAAGUUGUCUAAACUUUGUCAUGUGAAAUAUCUGGACACGUAAGGGUCAAGGGUUGUGCCAGUUCACUCAAAGGUCACAAAACUAAAUCCAUGUAGUGAACUUGACUAAUUAUAAACCAUAUUUCAGAUAUUUUAUUAUGUAAAAUCUUCCAUGUAUUUAUAGGAGAGGACUUUUCAAAGCAGGUCUUGCUUUUGUAGCUUAAAAAAGAACUAAGUUAAAAUGAUUAAUCAGUUAGUGUUUAUGUGUCACUUGCCACUUUAAAUCUUACUCUGAUUACUUUCUAAGAGAACAAGCAUGAGGCUGCCAGCUGUUUCACCACAUGUAGAGAAAGGCUGUCAAGGCAGUUUAAGAAGGGGGGAAAAUUGUAAGUAGAAAUGUGAUUAUUAGCCUGUCUGCAUAAUCAGGGAGUUCUCCAGCUGACCAGAAAAUCUCUGGGGAAACCAACUCUUUGAGCUGACAUCAAAUGCUCACUGAUGUGUUUCGACAACCUAGGUGCUCAUUUUUGUAUUUCAGAUGCUACACAACAGCCAAGUCAUAAAUAGCUCUUCUUUAGAGACAGAGGAUCUGUGAUACAUUCCCUGACAUAUGAGCAGUGAUGCUGGCGUGGUGGUAAUAAAUCAGGUCAAGUCGCUCUUGAUUGUGCUGCUGCAUGUAGAUUUUCUGUGAAACGUUCCCCGAUUUAUUCCAAUAAAUCGAGUGUUCUUAAAGUUACUGCCAUUGGCUCAUUUCAUAUUUAUGCGUUAUAACCUGCCAAAGAACAACAACUGUCCAGCAAUCAAAAUCUCUACAUGCACACCACUCUGGGUUUAUUGUAGUGUUUCAGUGCACUGUUUGCUUUGUUCAGCUGAGAUACAAACUAAUCAAGAAGUAUCUAUGUAUCCCAUUCGACUUCGCAAGUGCGGUUGUCUGUGCUGCUGUAUUUAGUCUGUGUUGGAAGCAAGCAGCAACGUACCGUGGUGAAAUGUCAAGCUAAUGCUGGAGCCUCGUCCAAGGUACAAAUACUGCAAUUCCUUAACUGUCCAUCAGAGGCUGCAACAACCAAGAAACCUGUUAGAAUGCCCCUUUAAAAAAAAAAAAAAAGAUUGAGUCGAGUUUUUUCUCUUUCUUUUUUAUAACACAUUAUUUUUUAUUCUAAUAGCCUCAGCUCAACUUCUCUGAAUGAAUCUGGAUUAAUCAAAAGUUAGGCUGAGCCAUUGCCUUCAUCGUUAGACUUUGAAACAUCUCUCUUUCGAAGUAUUAUAGCUGUCAGACGAUUCGGUCUGUCAUGUAUUUAUACUACACACUCACUGCCUAAAUUAACACUUUGAAUUAUCAAGCGUUUUAUCUGGUUGAGUGCAGCAACAUCCGUCCAAUUUGAUGUAAAUCCAUAAAUAAGACAGCAUUAUGAUUAUAAAGGUAAAACAAAGAAAAUGUAAAUACCUUUCAUAAUAAAUCUAUAACUCUUCAAAGGGAUGAGGAUUUUAAACUUAGUGAGGGCACUGAAUGUCAUUCUUCUCCCUGACAUCCUCAGGAAUGACUCAUUGGCAUUCAAGAUGUUGUGCCACGAGUGUGCCGGUGUGAGUGCCAGCAUUAGACUCAACCAGAUUUAGGUUGGCAUCCUUUUGACAGAUCGGACUCGCUCCCCUUAGGCUUUCACAGAAGUGCCUGAAGCAUCAGCUAGUCAGUAGCUGCUUCUGCACACUGCAUGCAGUGUCACAACACUGACAAAACCUAUUACACAGGAAACACAAAGUUUCAAGAUUCUUUGAUACUCUGACUCCCUUUCUCUUCCAAAUCCCUGCCCUCAACCCCCAAUCUGUCUCUCUCUGUCUUCUUCUCCUUUCUCUUUCAAGCAGAGAGGAAACUUUCUGAAAUUUGUUGCAUUUUUGUAGCAGAGAAUGAGCCAUUCACUUUGACAAAUGAGCCUAGACAUUCGCAUGUCCUGCAUAAAUUUUGGUCAGCACUGAUGACAGCACUGCAGGUUUGAAAAGGUGAGGUAGUCAGGCAUUCCCAUAACUGUGGAAUUUGGCAUUUCACCAGUCAGUCAGCUGGAGAGUUAAGUUGUGAAAGGCCCCAGCAGGGAUCCAGUGAGGAGAUGAGACUGAAUGGGGUGAGACUAAUUGCAUCUGCAGGGGAAUAGCUAUGUUGUGUAGACGGAGUAAUUCAAGUGAUUUUUCAGUCAUUCAUACAGUUGACAGGAAUAUGUUUUCUGUCUGAAGUGUAACAAGUUAAUCAUCAGUUUCCCAAAAACUGUUUCAAAACAGAGUGUUACAUAAGGCUCACAAUACCCCGAAUAGAGGCUCAUUCUUUGUCUGUGAUGACUAUUUAAAGUAACAAACAAUAUGAUAGUUGGGUCUUUUAUUUAUUUCAGGUGGCCAACCUGCUACGACUCUUCCAAAUCCCUCAGAUCAGCUAUGCUUCUACCAGUGCCAAGCUCAGCGACAAGACCCGUUAUGAUUACUUCGCCCGCACUGUGCCCCCUGACUUCUACCAGGCAAAGGCCAUGGCAGAGAUCCUGCGCUACUUCAACUGGACAUAUGUAUCGACAGUGGCAUCGGAAGGAGACUACGGUGAAACUGGUAUUGAUGCCUUCCAGCAGGAGGCCCGGGCCCGUCAGAUCUGCAUCGCCACUUCAGCCAAGGUCAGCCGCUCCAUGAGCCGCUGGAGUUAUGAGAACGUGAUUCGCUCGCUGCAGCAGAAGUCCAACGCCAAGGUGGUCAUCCUGUUUACGCGCAGUGAGGAUGCCCGUGAGCUGCUGGUGGCAGCUAACCGCAUGAAUGUCACCUUCACAUGGGUGGCCAGUGAUGGGUGGGGGGCCCAGGAGAGUGUGGUGAGAGGCAGUGAAGCUGUGGCAGAUGGGGCGUUCACCAUUGAACUAGCCUCCUAUCAGAUCCCUCAGUUUAAUGACUACUUUACUGCCCUGCACCCGUACAACAACACCAGAAAUCCCUGGUUUAGGGAAUUUUGGGAGAACCAGUUCCAGUGCAACCUCCAUGAUCUGGGCUGUGGAAAGCACUCUCUCCGUGACGUUCCGUUUCAGCCAGAAUCCAAGAUCAUGUUUGUGGUGAAUGCUGUCUAUGCAAUAGCUGCUGCUUUACACAACAUGAGGCAAGCCUUAUGCCCCAACUCCACCAAGGUUUGUGAGGCUCUUAAACCUGGCAAUGGCAGGAAGUUUUACAGGGACUACAUACUCAAGGUCAAGUUUGAGGGUGAGUAAAAUAAUGACCAAAUAUCUAACAGUGUUGUACUCCUGAUUUCAUCAUAAAAGCCACUUUUUUUCAUUGCUGUCAUCUGUUUUUUGACUUCCUGAAUAUAAUUCCAUUUAAUUUCCCCGAGUGCACUCUGAACAAACUCUUUGCUGCUAAAUUGAGUUGUAUCAAUUUAGAUUCAUUGUGCCAAUUCAUAUAAAAUGUUGAAUUAGAGCUGAAGCGGUUUUACAUGUUUAUACACUGCAGCUGCAGAUGCACUCUGUAAUGAUCCAAUUUGCAAAGAUGAAACUAUAAGCUUACCUGAAUGCGUUGAUGCUUAUUUCUUAUGCAGUUUGAUUUUGGUCUGAAUAAAGAGGGUGUUCUGCAGUUUCUAUGCUGAUCAUGCAAACAUUACACUCUGUAUUGUAUUAUCCUUUGAUUUAUGGAAAUGCUGACAUUUCCAUGAUGGGGGGGGAGACCAGCGUGCUCUUCACAGCUGGGCUUUUUGAUCUUUAUAAUAAAAAAAUAAUCACCAAUAAAAUAUUACCAAUGAGAAUUGAGAAAUUAAAAGUCAUGACUGAGGUAAUUCCACACAUCUGCACUGCAACCCACUGAAGAGUAAAUAUGUAAAAUAUAUAACCACAUAUGCAUUUUUUAUUUUGUUAUAUUCCAAGGAAUACUGAUGGUAAAAUAGAAGAAAAAACAUACUAGCUGUUAAAAAAAUCAUUAUUCAAAAUAGUAUUGAGUAAUCGUCUUUUAACUGUUAUUUUUUAAAAGAAAAGUGUACAUAGUGUUAAAUUGUGUGCUACUAGGAGGCUGAGGCUCUUUUUCAAGUGUUGUAUCUAAAAAUUUCCAAUAUAAGUAACAGAUCAACAUAUUUAACAGAUCUAAACUAAAGUUUCCAUUGUGUAAAUUGACAACUUGAACCUGAGUCUGGUCACUGUUUGGUCAACACUGCCAGAAAAAUAAAUUAAACAAAUAAUAAGCAGAGGUUAAUAAGACUAUGAAACAAGAAAAAAAAAACAUUCUCCCACAGUUUAAAUAACCGUUAUAAUACUUUUUUCUUUUCUUUUACUUUUAGCACCUUUUCGUCCACCAGACACAGAGAAUGUAGUCCGCUUUGAUGCCUUCGGGGACAGCCUCGGCCGUUACAACAUCUUCCACUAUCACAAAGAAGAUGGACGCUAUGUCUACCGUAAGGUCGGCUACUGGGCUCAAAGUCUGACGCUGAACACCAGCCUGAUCCCCUGGGCUGGUCACAUCGCACCAACCUCACAGUGUAGUGAUCCCUGCAGGAAGAAUGAGGUGAAGAGUAUGCAGCCUGGAGAUGUGUGCUGCUGGAUCUGUAUACCCUGUCAACCAUACCAGUACCUGCAGGAUGAGUUCACCUGUGCUGACUGCAGCUUUGGACAGUGGCCUCUAGCUAAUCUGACAGGCUGUUACGAUCUGCCUGAGGAGUACAUUCGCUGGGAAGAUGCUUGGGCCAUCGGACCUGUCACCAUAUCCUGUCUUGGGAUGAUGUGUACACUCUUCGUCAUCGGUCUUUUCCUUAAACAUAAUGAAACGCCUGUGGUGAAGGCCAGUGGACGAGAACUCUCCUACAUUCUGCUCCUGGGAGUAUUGAUGUGUUAUAGCAUGACCUUCAUCUACAUAGCCAAACCAUCAACCGCAGUUUGUACGCUGCGCCGGCUGGGUUUAGGCACUUCUUUCGCUGUGUGCUACUCAGCCCUCCUGACCAAAACCAAUCGCAUUGCCCGAAUCUUCAGUGGGGUAAAAGAUGGAGCCCAACGGCCACGAUUCAUCAGCCCAGCCUCCCAGGUCGCCAUCUGUGGUGCUCUGAUUUCCUGCCAGCUGGUUGUGGUUGUGGUGUGGCUGCUGGUGGAGGCCCCUGGAGUGAGGAAGGAAGUGAGCCCUGAGAAAAGAGACGUGGUCACCCUCAAGUGUAAUAGCAAGGACUCCAGCAUGCUCAUGUCGCUCACCUACAACUGCAUCCUCAUUAUCCUCUGCACAGUCUAUGCCUUCAAGACCCGAAAAUGCCCUGAGAACUUCAAUGAGGCCAAGUUCAUCGGGUUCACCAUGUACACCACCUGCAUCAUCUGGCUGGCUUUCCAGCCUAUUUUCUACGUUACUGCCAGUGACUACAGGGUGAGUAAACUUACAAAGUUACACUACAGCUUUCCUCUUUCAGUACAUGCUUUAGAAAAGUCUGUUUUUUUCUUUAUCAUGUGUUCAAAUUGCUCUACGUUUGCUAUCUGAGCAGAAUAAAUCUUAAUUGAUAACCACUUCUGAGGCUGGAUUUUACAUGCAUUAAAUCUCUAUCUUAUGCCAGAUAACAUUGAACCUUAUGUCAGUUGAAUUGUUGUUGCCUGUGGCUCUUAAGAAUGUAUAUAUAUGACUGCACUGCUGUAAUUCCUCAUAAUUAUCUAAAGGCUUACGAUCAUUAGGUGCCUCCUAAGACCAAAACUUCUAAAGCCUUACCUUCCCUUUUAAUAUUAAAUAGUAAUAAGACUGUAUAAUAUGAACGUUUAAGAAAUCCAGGCCAAAUCCAAACUGUUUUUUUAUUUAUUUUUUUAUUUUCUUUUAUUGAGGUUUUCGUUGAAAAUAUUUCACAAAACUGUCAGGGUUUGUCAAAAUAACAAAUGGCAUUGUCUUAAGGCACACUAUCUGCUUUCUAUUUCCUCUUCAUAGUAUGGCAAGAGGUAUUUCAAUACUAAUACAAACAACAGAUCCGCAUUUCCAAAAAAAGGAAAAAAACAAACAAACAAAAAAAAAAAAAACAAGGGUAAACCUGUGUCAGCUCACUCAGAAACUGAACUUUCACCUGUACUUUUGAGUAAUCAAAAAUAUGGCUGACAGGUGGUAAGAUAUGUAAAUGGUUAAUUGAUGGAUGGAUAGGUAAAACUGUAAGCAAUUAGUGCAGUAUAGUUAACAAAGACAUAUACUGAUAAGAUUAGUUAGGAACAAUAUCAAGUGAGCAGGUUAUUAUGCAAAUGAGCAAGACCCCAGCAAGAGGUGGAAAGGUUUGGAGCUCUGGUAUGUUCUUAUCAGUCUUCUUUGAGCCUGAUUUACAUUGAACAUUUCAUUUUUAUUCACAAUAAAAUAUAAACAUUCAUGUCUCUUGAUUGCAUUGGAAACUGAUGAAUUAAAUGACCAGAGCACAUGAUAAAGGUCCGUUUAUUGACCUAUUUUUCUCCUUUGACCAGUGCUUCAACACUGCCAAAGGUCAUGCCCUAUUUAACACCAUAUGCUGCUUCUGUGCUGUUCUCCUCCUUUCUUCUUGUUUUCUUGACUAGUGAUUGGUCAGCUAUUAACCACAAACCUGAAGAUGUGCGUUCCACGAAUAGAUAUCCUUAAAAAAAUAUCCUUCAUAUCGUUUACCCGUGCAAUUGAAAAAAUAACGUUUUUGCCACAGUGUCAACAGGCAGAGGUAAACAUGCCAGAUUCCCCCCUGUACAUUGGUUUCAUGUGUGCAUAAUCAAGUUGUUCCUAGCAUCAGUUUUGUCAUUGAGAGUUUGAACAAUCACAGCCAACCUAGCCAUAAAUGAUGUUUAAGUUCUACCCUGAUAAUCUGUAGGGAUUUGGUAAACUUUAGAGAAAGGCUGUCUGAAGCUUUUGGGUUAUAUUUAGGAUUUGAGUGGUAAGAAAAGUGAGAGAGAGAGAAAGAGGUAUCUUCUAACACAGCUGCCUCUGCAGAAACACCGAGAAGGCUAGCAUGACCAUGAAGGCUUAAAAAGGAACUGAACGUCCCAGCUCGUCCCUGUGCGUCCCUGAGCACCACUGUGUCUCCCUGUGUUGAAUGGACCGUGAUUCACUGGGAUACAGAGUCCCAGCUGUGCCCUCCGUCCUGGGACUUCAGUGAAGCCCAGAGGAACUCUUCUUCCAAGCCCCUCAGGCAACAUGAGCAAUUCACAGCCAGAACGGACCUAUCAGAUAGACACAAAACUCCCCUUUGACCCAUGAAUAAUUACUAGAGCAACUGAGUUGGCACGUUGUUUCUAGUUUUUCACUCGCAGGGACAUAUAACUUGUGUUCCCUUAGAUUUUACACUGCUCCUUAAAUUGUUGUCACAGCCAGAAACAAAUCUCCAGCUGAAUAGAAGAUACAGAUUCGAUGGUGGUCUGUCAUAAAAUGUUAACUCUGACCAAAUACAGUCUAGUGAGCCAUGAAUAACACAUUUCAUUAUCAUAUGAAAUAUUAAAGAUAUUCCCUGAACCCUGAGGGAACAGGCUCUCCUCACAUGCCAAUGCUGGUCAUCUCCUCGAAGAAGCAAACAAAGCUGAUUAAACAGCUGCUGCACUCAAAAGUCUCAGCAGUCCUGUGAAAACACCAAAGACUGCAGACAGUCUCCUCAAAACCAUUUUACUACAGCAUAUCCUGUUGUUGUUUUUUUACUAGGGUAGGCGCAAGAGUAAUUUUACUCCGAAGUCACAUUUGGAGUAAGACGCAAAAAUGUCAUACUGAUGUAAUCCAGGUUUUAAAAUCGAAGAAAUCUGGCAAAUUAUAAUCCUUUUGCCACUGCUGUCUGAUUAGCCACUUAAAAAAAUCUGAAGUUUUAGAGACAUCAUUACAAAUUUCAAUAUUUGAUAACCCUUUAACUACCAUUAAACAACAGUUAAUACUUUCAUUCAACAAUGACCUGGCUAAAACUGCAGUUUGAUAGAGUUACAAUAAGAAAGUUAUGAAGUAAUUCUGAAAUAUAAACACAUUUUUUGAAAGACAUUUAAAAAGACUUUGAAAAAAAAUUGCCACAAUCUUUCAGAUCAUGAUAGUAAUAAAAGUGGUUUUACACUAACAAUGCUGUUGUCUAACAAACAUAUGCAUAACAAAUAUGUUAUGCAUAUAUCCCUCUGUUCAACAACCACCCACUGCAUUGUUAGUUGUAGAAAAAUUGAGAAAUACAAUGAAAAUAAUCUGACAGGUUCCCAAACUGUGUACAUUUUGUAAAACUGAAGACACCAGUAAAAAGUUAUUACAAAAUUUGAACUUCCAACCCUGACAAUGAUGCUGGAGGAAAAUGAAUACUGGAUGAUAUUUGUGAAUAAAUAGCGCUAAAGCCCACCCAAGACUCAGCACAGUUGAAAGUUAAACCAGGAAGUGCCACUCCUCAGAGCUCAGCAUGACUUGAAGGACGUGUUCAGACAUAAACCUGCCAAGGACAAUAAGUAGAAGAAUCACAGUAGCCUACUGUAGAUCAGGUGUUAGAAAACAGUACGGACUAGGUACAAGCUACAGCUACGACAGGUAUGCUGAAUAUGAGCAACAACUCGUGCUUGACUACCUAAUAUAUUAAAUUACAGUAGAGUGGGUUAAAUGGAGGGGGGAAGCACAAUUCCCUUGUAAAACCUAAAAACCUCCCACAGUUGUCUUCAUCAAUAAAGUACUUGAGUAUUUUGUCAACUCUGUCUUUCAGCCAGCCUACCAAGAGUGGGCUGUGGCUGGUUGCAGUAAAGCUUUUCAAUAAACCUGCAGCACAAAACCCAAUACAAUGAGGAAUCUCACCACAUCAAUGCUGGGCUAUCCGAAGAAAUAAAGCUACCUAAACUGUCUGUAUCUGAAUCAACAGUGCUGUAUUUAUCCAACAAAUCAUACUUUCAAAUCCAAAUAUAGAAAAAAAAAACGUAAAGGGAAAAAGGACGGACCAAAGUAGUGAUGCGCUACAUCCUGUUCUCCUCAGUUGAGCACAAGACAUCUGGACAUUAUAUAUUACUGCAGGUUCUUUGUCCUCUGCUCUUCCGCAGUAACAACUUUUCAAUUAUUAAAACCACUUAACAGGUCAUUUCUAUGCAUUACUGUCCUCAAUUUUAUUCAAAACUACUGUAUUUCUGCAGUAGGACAUUUAGCCUCUGUGAGCCCAGUACUGCAAAGAUGAUAAUAAGCCUGUAUGUUCCUACACCCCUUUUUCCAACCAUACAAGGUUGACGUUUAUUGAUCAGUUUUAUGGUUCGAACCAGGACCUAAGCAUUUCAGUUUUUUCUCCUGAAUUUCAGAAGUGGCAUUGGGUGAAUAUAAAUGUUGUGGAAACCUAGAAUACAUCUCGAAAUCUAGAAACGUAUUCGCUGAAGUAGUUGUUUCACAACUUUAAAGGAAAAUUGAAAUUCUGAUGAACCAGCUGGUCUCAAACUAAGAGAAAAUACAGAAUACAGACAAGAUAUGCGUUCACAGAUUCUGCCUCUAUUUAGUUUUAAAUUUGUUUUGCUGAGUUCGGCUGAUGUUGGCAGAGCUGGCAUCAGUAGCUCUUAACACACAAUUUUAUGACCAGAAUUAAUCUGACCAGUAACUUUGAUGCCGACGAGUGAGGGUCACACAUUACUGAUUGCUAGAACCAAGUGCUUAAAUCCUGCAGUGUCAUAAAAUCAUAAAAUAUUUUGGUGCCACAAAAAACCAGGAGUCCUAUUCUAUAUGACGUUAAAAAAAAUUAGGUUGUGUUUGGUUUAAAAAAAAAAAAGUGUAGUCCCCGACAUUUAAAAUGAACCCAUUUUAGACCAUUUUAAGAUUAAAUGUAUUCAUAUCGUCAGAAUCUCACACUUACCUACUAAGUUGCUUUACUAAGCUGUUACAAAUUUAUUCAGUAGGUAAGCAGGUUUUAUUCCAGGUUUUGUAGCAUUACACAACUUUUUCUUUAGUUUAAAGGGAUAUUCUGGCGUAAAAUUAAUUUAGGGUCAAACACACCGUAACACUAAUUCAGAAACCCCCCUCGAGAGAUGGAUGUUGCCGACCGGUUGCUUCUCUAGUUUUACCAACUUUAGUAACGACCGCAGGAUAGCAAUACACAGCGGUCUGAGGAGCCAUAAACAAACCUCAACCAAAACACCACUCUAUAGCCACAAAUAAUGCUCAGAACAGCACCUAACUUCAUCAACAGUACAUAUAGGGUCCCAGCCAUAGUACUAGCCACCAAACAUCUUUUAGACUUUGACUAAUUUCUUUAGCAAAGAGACUAAACACAACUCACCUACUCUCUCUUCCAGCAGCUGCUUGUUUGAAGCAAGAUCUCGGGCCAGUCCACUACAGACUAUAGCGGGAUGAUGCAGCUCAAGGAAGAACAUUUAUGAUAAUUUCUUUAUCAUUUCCUUGAAGUAAUAAUCACCAUAUUAAUCAUUUUGCACUGCAGACGCGGUAGUUCUUCUGCCUUAGUGUCUCGGUCUGAUUGUAUUUCCAUGAAGAAAUGAUCAUAAAUCAGAAAACGCCGGGACAUCCCUUUAAUGUCCUUGCCCCAGCUAUGUUGUAACCUGGCAUCAAGUUUAUUUUGCACAUAACUUCAUCUAAUGCUAUAUUGUGUGAUUACUUUCACUCAAAUUAUUUUGGUUGGUUGGUGAGACACUUUUUAUAUUAUGCAAGUGCUACUAUUCCAAGUUUCUAGAGGAUUUGAUAUUAUAUCAACAUUUUGGAUCUAAGAGCACCUGUCUAUAUUUGCAAUACAAUCACUAAAUAAUGUAACCAACAGUUACAUUUCUAGUUUAUGUACUUGAUGUUGUUAAUUUGAUAUAUCAUGUUUCAAUUGUCUGUUUGUUAUCUUUAUUGCAGGACAGUGUGAACAGCCCAAUACUGUGUGCCCACAUUACUUAAAUGCCAACAUUAGCAUUCAGAGUGAUAACAGACACCUACUGUGCCUUGUGAAAAUGGGAUGCACCUGACACACACCACACGAUGCUGUGCUGUAUUCUGUUAUAGUGGGAAAACAAGAAAGAAAUCAGAAGGGAGGAAAUGGGAAAUAAAAGAGCAGGCAAAUGACACACAGCAAGAUGUGGGCAGAGUGAGAAGGGAAGGAGCAGGGUUAAGCAGUUGAUUGACAAGAAAAUAAACACUUCACUUAACACCUCUCCCUUACAGUCCCAGCUACCUCCUCCCUCCUCUGUUGCACCUGGUUUUGAUUUUGAUUUAUGAAACAUGUAUUAAUUAUUUAUUUCCUGACAUCAAAAGUGUACUCAACCAACCCUGAUUCUUAUGCUUGGGUGAUUUCACACUAACAGAGUUAAUUUAAUACCUGGCAGUUUAUUCUGAGCCAUAUUAGCUCUAAAAAAUGAACGAAAAUUACUUUUGGUAAAGGUAUGAUAUUCAGAAGGGCACUUAUGAAAACGGUAAACUUAUUAUCUUGCAAUUUUAUUUAUUUAUUUAUUUAUUUUUACAAGUAAUAUAAAUCAUUUCACAAUUAAGAAAAGCAAAGUAAUUCCAUUAAUCAUCAUUGAUUGAAUCCUAAAAUGUAAGCAAAUGUUACACUAAGAGCUUGAAACCAGACUUUAUCUGAGUUAGUCACUCUUUAGUUCAUUGAGAAUCUAUUUCUCACCUCUUGCUUCUCCUCCAGGUGCAAACCACCACCAUGUGUAUCUCUGUCAGUCUAAGUGGGUCGGUGGUGUUGGGCUGCCUCUUCGCUCCCAAAGUCCACAUCAUCCUGUUUCAGCCACAGAAGAAUGUGUGCAACCUCAGAGUGAACACCACUCGCUUCAGCGUCACCACAGGCCCAGGCUCCAGUUUUUCUCAAGGUAACACCUGGUAUACACAAUUGUUUUAGAUUACGCUCAUUCCUAAAAUCAAUACAAUGUUCAUUACAUAAUUGAAAUACAAUAAGACCACAUUUGAAAUAUCAUGCAUGAGUCACUUCAGGUGAAUCUGUGCUGUUGGCAGUGUAUUGUCUCAUUGAAAAGGAAAACCAAUAUGCCAUAAGUAGAAUUCUAUUGUUUGUGCCCCCACAACAACUUUUUCUGUGUGUUUUGCAGCAUCAGCCUCCAAUGUUGUUCCAACAGUGUGUAACGGACGAGAGGUGGUGGACUCGACAACAUCCUCCUUGUAAAGAUUAGCUGAGUUCCUUUGCCAAGCAUUGUAACCAGAGUUAUAUAACCACUAGUCAUGAAUCAGAUGUCUCAGAUAUUAAAGAGGUCACACAGACGAUCGUCCUGACUUUGUUGUCCUCAAAGUGCUGUGAUUACAAUGUCCCAAUUAUUUGAUUUUGUUCUUUGGCUCGUAGCGAUUUUAAAUGAGAUGCCGAUCAAUUCUUAUAUAGCCCUUGUUUUUAUUGAAGAUUCUACUUGCAACAAUGGAGUAAAUUAUAGUAAAUCUGUUAUAUGUAAUAUAUACAAGACGUUUUUAAUGUAGAUUUUGGUGAACCAGUUUGUGCUCUCUUGUAAUUUAUGUAAAUAAAAUGUGUUUUCUAUUAAUACUAAGAUGA